Phoenix dactylifera (date palm) is the source of this 1649-nucleotide messenger RNA. RefSeq names its product serine/threonine-protein kinase OXI1-like. Lineage: Eukaryota; Viridiplantae; Streptophyta; Magnoliopsida; Arecales; Arecaceae. The record is from RefSeq and is a predicted model, not a curated record. Gene Ontology annotation, molecular function: ATP binding; protein serine/threonine kinase activity. Gene Ontology annotation, biological process: protein phosphorylation.
UGGCUGUCCAUGCGGUCCGUUUCUACCUUCUCUGUCCCGCCGCAGGGAUUCUGCCCUCUAUUUCUUGCCCGCGAAGCAAUAUUUCCUUCGGAAAGCCCAAAACCUGCCCCCCAAAUAUUGGUUAAAAAAAAACUCGCUUCUCUACUAGGUUUCAUCCCUAUUACCUCCGCUGGCGAUGGCCGACGAACUGCCGGCGCCGGCGCCGCUGGACCUCGGCGACCUGAGGGCCGUCGCCGUCCUCGGCCGCGGUGCCAAGGGCGUCGUCUUCCUCGUCCGCGCCCCCACCUCCCCCGAGGCCCUCGCCCUCAAGGCCAUCUCCCGGUCCUCCAUCGAGCACAAGAAUAAUACAGACUCCGCCUCCGACGACGCCUAUCGCCGGGUCUGGUUCGAGCGGGACGUCCUCCUCGCCGUCUGCCAUCCCUUGCUCCCCUCCCUCCGUGGCGUCGUCUCCACCGAUAAGAUCGUCGGGUUCGUCAUCCAGCGCUGCUCCGGCGGCGAUCUCAACGCUCUCCGCCGGCGCCAGACGGAGAGGAUGUUCUCUGACGGUGUCAUCCGGUUUUACGCGGCGGAGCUGGUGCUCGCCCUGGAGUACUUGCACGGAUUGGGGAUCGUCUACAGAGAUUUGAAGCCCGAGAACGUUUUGAUCCAAGAAAACGGCCAUCUGAUGCUCAUCGACUUCGACCUCUCCACCAGGCUCCCGGCGAGACCGCCGGAACCUCUCAAAGUCGCCGCCAAGAAACCUGAACCCCACCGCCGCCGCGAUCAUCCGCCGCCGGCGGCCCCCGCAAAGAAGAAGCGCUUCCCGCGCUGGUUCUCCUGCAAUGCCGGCGUGUCGCCGGAGAGCUCCGACUCGCCGGAGGAGGGCUUCGUCUCCGCCGGCGACGAGUCCACCUCCGGGUCGUCGGCGUCGGGGAAGUCGAACUCGUUCGUGGGGACGGAGGAGUACGUGGCGCCCGAGAUCAUCCAGGGGAACGGCCACGAUUUCGCCGUCGACUGGUGGAGCCUCGGCGUCCUCCUCUACGAGAUGCUCUACGGCCGGACGCCGUUCCGGGGGCAAAAUCGGAAGGAAACGUUCUACCGGAUCCUAACAAUGGAGCCGGAGCUGACGGGAGAGCAAACGCCGUUACGGGAUCUGAUACGCCGUCUCCUCGAGAAGGACCCCGGGAGGAGAAUCUCGUCUGACGGCGUCAAGCAGCACGACUUUUUCAGAGGGGUAGACUGGGACUCGGUCCUUCGGAUAUCGCGGCCGCCGUUUAUUCCGGCGGUGGCAGAUUGGGAAGAGGAGGGCGCGGAGGGCCAUGAUCCCAUCGAUGUGGAGAAGUCGGUGCAAGAGGUAUUCGGAAACCGUAACGAUAACGGUAACGGAAAUGCCGCCGCCAAUGUCCUAACGGACAGAAUCUCGGUUGGGAACAAGGAGGAAGGAACGACAGAUCCUUCCAGAACCGCCGAUUUUUCUGUUUUUUGAAAAAAAAAAUUCUUCUGAUACUCUACACCACUUUUUUUUUCUUCCAACGGUACAAUUAUGGAAGGGAAAUAUACGUUCUUUUAUCAUUUUUGGAUAGCUGUUAUUGUUAUAAUAGGUAAUUAUGUACGUUAAAAGCAACAAAUGUAACAUAACAAAAUCAUAUUUUAUAGACUUUAUGCAUGUA